This is a messenger RNA of Chenopodium quinoa (quinoa), 1857 nucleotides long. Its product is annotated as probable flavin-containing monooxygenase 1. Gene Ontology annotation, molecular function: NADP binding; flavin adenine dinucleotide binding; N,N-dimethylaniline monooxygenase activity. The record is from RefSeq and is a predicted model, not a curated record. The transcript has 5 exons. The coding region runs from base 109 to 1665 and encodes 518 amino acids. NCBI's taxonomy places the organism in Eukaryota, Viridiplantae, Streptophyta, Magnoliopsida, Caryophyllales, Amaranthaceae.
AAAAAAACACAAAUCUGUUUUGGACUUUUGGAGAUAUUUCGCGCAACAUUUGAAGAGAAUCCCUAUAAAUAAGGGGUAAGAAAUUGAGAAAAAAUAAACUACUAAACAAUGGAAAGGAAAGUAGGCAUAAUUGGAGCAGGCAUAAGUGGGCUUUUAGCAUGCAAAUAUGCACUUGCUAAAGGUUACCACCCCUUAGUUUUUGAGUCAAGAAACACAAUUGGUGGUGUUUGGACUCAAACUGUAGAAACUACUAAACUUCAAACUCCUAAACCACUUUAUCAGUUCACUGAUUUUGCUUGGCCUUCUUCAGUUGAAACUGUGUUUCCUGAUCAAAAUCAAGUUUUUGAUUAUCUUCAAUCUUAUGCUAAUCACUUUGAUUUGCUUAAGCACAUCAAAUUUAAUACAAAAGUUGUGAGUAUUAAGUAUGAAGGUCCAUCUGAUGAAGAGAUCCAAUCUUGGGCUCUUUGGGGUGGUAAUAAUGAUCCAUUUGGUAAUUUGGGUAAAUGGGUUGUCACCACCCAACAUCUUCUCAAUCAAACUAUUGAGGUUAUGCAAGUAGAUUUUGUGAUAUUGUGUUUAGGACGAUUUAGUGAUUUACCAAACAUACCAGAGUUCCCUUCAGACAAAGGUCCUGAGGUAUUUGAUGGCAAGGUUAUGCAUUCUAUGGAUUACUCUGCUUUGGAUUACCAAUCUGCUAGAAAUUUGAUCAAAGGAAAGCAAGUUACUGUGGUUGGCUUCCAAAAAUCAGCACUUGACAUUGCUAUGGAAUGUUCUGUUGCCAAUGGAGUGGAGAAACCGUGUACGGUGAUUUGUAGAACUCCGCAUUGGAAUGUACCGGACUACUUCCCAUGGGGAUUUCCUCUUGCGUAUUUGUAUUUGAAUCGCUUUUCUGAACUCUUGGUUCAUAAGCCUGGUGAAGGCCUUCUACUUAGCCUCCUAGCCUCUCUACUUCUACCAUUGAGAUGGUCUAUUAGCAAAUUUGUGGAGAGUGACAUAAAAAAGAAGCAUCGACUAAAGAAAUUCGACAUGGUACCAGAUCAUAGCUUCUUACAAGAGAUGAACUCGUGUUUGAUUUCGACUGUCCCAGAAGGAUUUUAUGAUAAUGCUGAGAAAGGAAGCAUUGUAUUGAAAAGAUCUCAAACUUUUAGCUUUUGCAAAGAUGGUGUUUUACUUGAUAAUCAUGCUAAAACAAAGGAACCUAUUAAAUGUGACUUGGUUAUUCUUGCUACUGGAUACAAGGGUGAUCAAAAACUCAAAGACAUUUUUUCGUCUCCCAAAUUUCAGGAUUACAUUAUUGGCUCUUCCAAUAAAACUGUUCCAUUAUACAGGGAAUGUAUCCAUCCACGGAUUCCACAACUUGCAGUGAUUGGCUUUUCGGAGAGCAUUGCAAACUUGUACACUUCAGAGUUGAGAUGUAAAUGGCUAUUUGAACUACUUGAUAGCAAAUUCAAACUACCAAACAUUCAAAAGAUGGAAAAAGAUGUGUUGGAAUGGGACAAGUUCAAGAAGAGGUCCUCAGGCAAAUACUAUAGAAGAUCAUGCAUUGGAGCAUUGCAUAUUUGGUACAAUGAUCAACUUUGCAAGGAUAUGGGCUUGAACCCGAAGAGGAAGAAGGGGGCUUGGGCCGAAAUGUUUGAGCCUUAUGGCCCAAAUGACUAUGCUUAAUUGCUUAACAUCUUUGCUUCUUCUUUUUCUGCUUUCUUUCUCUUGUGUGACAACAAUAAUGUAAUACGGAGUAAUGUAAUUUCAUUUGCGUUCACAUAUUCCAUUAAGUUCAUUUCUGUAAUAUUUAUCGCAUAUGUAUACUUAAAUGUACUUGUGAAAACAUAAACUCAAGAAAUUUUGUAUUAUAGGGCA